Xyrauchen texanus (razorback sucker) is the source of this 1244-nucleotide messenger RNA. Its product is annotated as vacuolar protein-sorting-associated protein 25. The record is from RefSeq and is a predicted model, not a curated record. The coding region runs from base 51 to 575 and encodes 174 amino acids. Gene Ontology annotation, molecular function: protein homodimerization activity; structural molecule activity. Lineage: Eukaryota; Metazoa; Chordata; Actinopteri; Cypriniformes; Catostomidae. Gene Ontology annotation, cellular component: ESCRT II complex. The transcript is spliced from 6 exons. Gene Ontology annotation, biological process: protein transport to vacuole involved in ubiquitin-dependent protein catabolic process via the multivesicular body sorting pathway.
GUGAACGGAAGUGACGUAGCACACAUCAACAGAACAACUACAAACCUGCAAUGAGUUUUGAGUGGCCCUGGCAGUAUAACUUUCCUCCUUUCUUCACAUUGCAGCCGAAUGUUGACACGAGACAGAAGCAACUGGCGGCAUGGUGCUCGCUCGUGCUGUCCUACUGUCGCCACCGGAAGCUCUACACUCUGGAUGUGCUCGAGGCGCAGGAAAGCCCAGUGUUCAACAACAAGAAAAUUGAAAGAAAACUUUCAGUUGAAGCUAUACAAGUAGUUUUUGAAGAGCUGAGAAAGAAAGGGAACCUGGAAUGGUUGGAUAAGAAUAAAACACGAUGUCUUAUAAUGUGGAGGAGACCAGAGGAGUGGGGCAAACUCAUUUAUCAGUGGGUUUCCAAAAAUGGUAUGGUCAACACAGUGUUUACACUUUAUGAACUCACUAAUGGGGAUGACACCGAGAAGGAAGAAUUUCAUGGAUUGGAGGAUUGGAUGUUGCAACGCUCUCUGCAGGCCCUACAGGCUGAAGGGAAGGCAGAAAUGAUCACCAUGGAUGAUGGAAAAGGAGUCAAGUUCUUUUGAAUCAGAUUUUCUUAAUUCAGACUUUGGGAUGGGGUGUUGGGUUUCUGUCAGCCCAGCAUGAUCUUUUUCCUCACAGUCCACUGGGAUAUUUUUGGACUCAAUAUUACACUCCGCUACUUAAUCAGUCAAAAGUUAAAAAGUCGAUAUUUGGCAGAUGGGCCCAAACAAAGAUUUAAGGGACUUCCUUGUUGGAACAUGUUUAAAUUGGUGGUUUUACACCUGACAAAACUGGAGGUAUGUGAAGAUUUUGUUCAUAAACAUUAUGCAUACAAAUCUGAAAUGUAAGACCAAAAGUAGAGAAUAUCAGCAUCUUAAUGUACACACAAACUUAAAUCCUUCCUAAAUCCCAUUUGGUGUACAUGGUUUUUAUUCCACUCCUUUUAUUGCUGUGAAUCCUUUAAGUACUCUAUGUUCUAUGUACAACCAAAAUGCCAGAAGACAGUCUAAUAAUCUUAGGCAUGCCGUUUGUGGAUCCUACGAUGCUUCCUGGUAAAGAGACAACGUCCUUGAGUAAAAUGUCUUGUUUCUGAUGCCAGUGAAAUCAACAGUUUGCUGAAAUUUCCUGGUAGCAUUCACUCCUCUUCCCUCGCUGUUACUUUUUAUAACAGUGUAAUACUGUACAAAUAAAUGAGAGAGAUGUUUUCGGUUCUCUCCCGCAAACCUUAAAAA